Linum tenue is the source of this 2677-nucleotide messenger RNA. Lineage: Eukaryota; Viridiplantae; Streptophyta; Magnoliopsida; Malpighiales; Linaceae. The record is from the annotation of a GenBank genome assembly.
CUCUUUUCUUCCUUAUGCCGUCCUCGUCAAAAACUUGAGACGGCCUUUCUAAUCUCCACUAGGCACUAUCCCCCCACCCCAUCUUCUUCCAUCGCCUUCCCUCAGGCCUCAACUGUCUUGUCAGCCUCGCUAUCUUUUUUCUGAACUUGUCCAGUCCACUGCCCGCUAACCAAACUUUUGCAGACCUCCCCCUUUGUCCCAAGAAGAGAGAAAACUAGAAGAGAGAGAAACUUUCCUUCUCUCCUUCACAAACUCAACAAAACCCAUUAAUGAAAACUCCCUAGGAACAGGCACUAGCAGAUGCAGAAUGCAAAGCCCGUCGCCGUUGCAGCAGAGACUGUGGCUGCUGCAGCGACCCAGCCACACCUAUUCGACGCCGUUCCUUUCCGCUUCUCCUCCAAGGAACAACCGAUUCCCCUUCUCCCCACUUUACCUUCCCUUCCCGGCCCGAGGCCGCCGAGCCCUCCCCGGCGGCGGCGGCGGCGAAGACAGUAAGCUAACAGAACCAGCAACACGCCUUGUUAAGGACAGCAAUUUCAGCGAUAUCAGCAUCGAUUCACGAGUGGUCCUGUCGUCCUGCCUCGUCGGCCUCCUCACCGGCAUCGCCGUCGUCCUCUUCAACAACGCCGUGCACGAACUCCGCGACCUCUUGUGGGACGGAAUUCCUCACCGAGGCGCUUCCUGGCUGCGAGAGGAGCCGCUCCACUCCAAUUGGGCCCGGGUCGUCUUGGUCCCCGCUGCCGGCGGAUUGGCAGUCGCCGCCUUGAACCAGCUGCGCUCUUCUCUCCCCGAUUCCUCCGCCCUCCUCCGCCCUGUUCUCAAGGCGCUGUCGGCUUCCUUCACCCUCGGCACCGGCAAUUCCCUCGGCCCCGAAGGCCCUAGCGUCGAAAUUGGGGCUUCCAUCGCCAAGGCAAUUGGGGCAUCGCAAUCAGACUCCAACACCAAGCUCUCCCUCCUCGCUGCCGGAUCCGCCGCGGGCCUCUCCUCUGGUUUCAAUGCCGCCGUCGCUGGCUGCUUCUUCGCCGUCGAGUCGGUCUUGUGGCCGUCUCCCUCCGAUUCAUCAUCCGGGUCACUAACCAACACCACCUCCAUGGUUAUACUCAGCGCAGUAAUCGCUUCCGUUGUAUCACAAGUCGGUCUGGGCUCCGAACCUGCAUUCAAAGUCCCAGAUUACGACUUCCGCUCUCCGAGUGAGCUACCUCUGUAUCUGUUGCUGGGUAUACUCUGCGGCUUGGUUUCACUAGCCUUAUCUAGAUGCACCUCAUUUAUGAUCUUGGCUGCAAACAAGCUACACGAAGAGGCCGGGAUACCAAGAGCUGCGUAUCCUGUAAUUGGUUCCUUGGCGACUGGGGUAAUAGCAUUGGCAUACCCGGAAAUCCUUUACUGGGGGUUUGAGAAUGUCGAUGUUUUGCUCGAAUCCCGGCCAUUUGUGAAAGGGCUGUCAGCUGAUCUGUUGGUUCAGCUGGUGGGAGUCAAGAUUGUAGCGACGUCUUUGUGUCGUGCAUCUGGGUUGGUAGGAGGCUACUAUGCUCCUUCUCUGUUUAUUGGUGCGGCGACUGGAAUGGCAUAUGGCAAGCUCAUUGCGCUUGCAGUUGCUCAGUCCCAUUUUACGGAUCAACUUUCCAUCUUGGAAUUGGAAGUGGCUUCACCACAAGCUUAUGGCCUGGUUGGAAUGGCUGCAACUCUAGCAGGAGUGUGCCAAGUGCCUCUGACUGCAGUUCUACUAAUGUUUGAGCUCACGCAUGACUACCGAAUAGUUCUCCCACUACUUGGAGCCGUCGGAUUAUCUUCAUGGGUAACCUCGGGUCAAAUGAAAAGAGAUGGUAGAGACGUCAUGAAAAAACAAGAUUCGAAAGAUCCUACUACUCGGGCUCGAAAUAAUAAGGGAACAUCAUCCUCAGAUGCAAGGCUCCCUCCCACCACCGCAAGCGACCUCUGUGAAAUUGAAGCUUCCCUUUGCAUGGAUGAUUCCGUUCUUACAAGUCCAGCAUCUAGCAAACCAAUCCUCGUUUCUCAAGCCAUGAGAACCAGAUACGUAGCUAUUUCUAUGAACACUUUACUUAGUGAAGCAGUGAGACUUAUGCUUAAAGAGAAGCAGUCUUGUGCUGUAAUUCUUGAACAUGAUGGUGCCCUGAUUGGGUUACUUACACUUGAAGAUAUCGAAAACUUCAUCAAAACUGUGAAAUCGGGAAGCUGGAAAUUAGAGGAGUUCCCUGUAUCGGAAUUAUGUUCAUCAGGUGCCCGAACCUGUGAGGUGCCUUGGACCGUGAAUCCCAGCAUGGAUCUCCUUUCAGCACAGCAGAUGAUGGAUAGGCACGGUUUUGAUCAGGUGCCAGUCAUCUCGGAGAGUUUGAGAGGCGGAAGAGGCUAUCUAGUUGGCCUUUUGGACAGAGAAUGUAUCGAUUUUACGCGCAGGUUUCUCAGCAGCAACAUACUCAGUUGAAUUAUUUCGUGACUCGUCAUGUGCUCAAUUACCCAUAUUUGUAAAUGCAAGGGGAUUAAUCCCAUGACAUGGUUUUGUGAUCAGUUUUGCUGUAUAGUUCAUUUGUAAAUGCAAGUGAUUAAUCCCAUGACAGGGCUUUUGUGAUCGUUUUUGCUGUAAAGUUCAUUUGCAUAUUUUGUAUGCAAUGUAAAUCCACAGAAAGAUAAAUAUAACUAAGCAAUAUCGUAUUGUAUA